Lactuca virosa is the source of this 1591-nucleotide messenger RNA. The record is from the annotation of a GenBank genome assembly. Lineage: Eukaryota; Viridiplantae; Streptophyta; Magnoliopsida; Asterales; Asteraceae.
UUUAAAAGACUUCGCUUGCGCAGCGCAAUUUCGUUCAUGUUAAACCAACUCCUCCCUACCCUCUUCUCCUGUAUAAAACCCUAGGGGUCUCUCCCCAAAUUUCAAUUAGAUCUUUACCAUUUCAACGCUCUACUUCACAGUUCUGAUUUCUCAAAAUGGGAGGAAAGUUCCCUUCAGAGAAAAGACCCUUUCUACUGGAUGCGUGUUAUCUUAGCCUCAAACCGUGGAACUGUCAUGGAGCUUGGAAUCACUCCCAUUGUCACCUCUGGACUAGUCAUGCAGUUAUUAGCAGGAUCCAAAAUCAUUGAAGUUGACAACAAUGUCCGUGAGGAUCGUGCACUACUAAAUGGUGCACAGAAGUUGUUGGGAAUCUUGAUUGCUGUUGGUGAGGCUGUUGCCUAUGUUCUAUCAGGAAUGUAUGGAAGUGUUGGUCAACUUGGUGUUGGAAAUGCUAUCCUCAUAAUCGUUCAGUUAUGUUUUGCUGGGAUUAUUGUGAUCUGUUUGGAUGAACUUCUACAAAAGGGAUAUGGUUUAGGAUCCGGGAUUUCAUUGUUCAUAGCUACCAAUAUCUGUGAAAGCAUUAUCUGGAAAGCAUUCAGCCCUACAACCAUUAACAGUGGACGUGGUGCUGAAUUUGAAGGAGCAGUGAUUGCAUUGUUUCAUCUUCUAAUCACUAGAUCUGAUAAAGUUCGAGCAUUACGUGAAGCUUUUUAUAGGCAAAAUCUGCCUAAUGUGACUAAUCUGCUUGCUACUGUGUUGAUUUUCUUGAUUGUUAUAUACUUUCAAGGGUUUCGUGUUGUUUUGCCUGUGAGAUCUAAGAAUGCUCGUGGGCAACAAGGGUCUUACCCCAUUAAGCUGUUUUACACUUCCAACAUGCCUAUUAUUCUCCAGUCUGCACUUGUUUCCAACCUUUAUUUCAUCUCUCAGUUGUUGCACAGAAAGUACAGUGGGAACUUUUUGGUUAAUUUGUUGGGAAAAUGGAAGGAGUCUGAAUACUCUGGUCAAUCUGUCCCUGUUGGUGGUCUUGCUUACUAUGUUACUGCACCUUCAAGCUUGGCUGACAUGGCAGCAAAUCCCUUCCAUGCUCUUUUCUAUCUGGUGUUCAUGCUAACAGCCUGUGCUCUCUUCUCAAAGACCUGGAUUGAAGUUUCUGGAUCUUCUGCAAGAGAUGUCGCCAAACAACUCAAGGAGCAACAAAUGGUGAUGCCGGGACAUCGGGACUCGAAUCUUCAGAAGGAGCUGAACCGGUACAUCCCAACAGCAGCCGCGUUUGGGGGAAUGUGUAUUGGGGCUUUGACUGUUUUGGCAGAUUUCAUGGGAGCCAUUGGAUCUGGUACUGGAAUAUUACUAGCUGUCACUAUCAUAUAUCAAUACUUUGAGACUUUCGAGAAGGAGAAGGCCAGUGAACUAGGUUUAUUUGGCUUUUAAUUUUUUCUUUUUAGAGACAACCACUUUUAGCAAACCUAUUUUGGUUUGUAGGGAGGGACUUGCAGUUUGAACCUAUUAACUCUUUUUUUCUUUAGUCUUUGGGUGUUGCAUCUACAAUACAAUGUUUUUUUCUCUUAUACGUGAUCUGAUCGUUUUUUGGUUU